Molecule: messenger RNA, 652 nt
Organism: Drosophila simulans
Lineage: Eukaryota; Metazoa; Arthropoda; Insecta; Diptera; Drosophilidae
Product: microsomal glutathione S-transferase 1
Exons: 2
Coding region: 50-553 (167 amino acids)
Cellular component (GO): membrane
Source: RefSeq, a predicted model, not a curated record
UUGGCCACGCAAUAACCUCCGGACUGUUGACGAACAAGGAACACUUGCCAUGGACAACGGACCGACGGAUGCCACGCCCACUGCCGCCGCCUUCCGGCUGAUUCUGCUUAGCAAAUCGAAUCCCGUGAUGGGCUGCUACAUGUUCUGGACCAGUCUGCUCGUGCUGAAGAUGCUCGUUAUGUCGCUACUCACCGCCCGCCAGCGCAUGAAGACCAAGACCUAUGCCAACCCAGAGGACUUACGCCUCAGUCGGAGUCCGGAGGUUCGGUUCGGGGAUCCCAAUGUGGAGCGAGUGCGUCGUGCCCAUCGCAAUGACCUAGAGAACAUUCUGCCCUUUCUUCUGAUGUCGCUGGCCUAUGUGGCCAGCGGACCGAAUCCCUUGACCGCCCGUCUGCUCAUCCGGAUCGGUGCAAGUGCCCGGCUGCUCCACACGGUGGUCUACGCCAUCAUCCCGGUUCCGCAGCCAGCAAGAGCCCUGGCCUUCUUCACCACCUUCGCCAUCACCUGCUUCGAGGCGGGCUACGUGCUCGUCUGCUGUAUCAAGUACAUUUAGACUACUGCUGACCCCACUUUGCCAACUAACUACUCCUCACCCACUCGCAUUCAUAGCACCAGUGAUGUCAAGGUACAGAUUUGGGUGCUCAUUUUUAGU